Messenger RNA from Oncorhynchus keta (chum salmon), 4554 nucleotides. Its product is annotated as dystrobrevin beta-like. NCBI's taxonomy places the organism in Eukaryota, Metazoa, Chordata, Actinopteri, Salmoniformes, Salmonidae. Gene Ontology annotation, biological process: synaptic signaling. Gene Ontology annotation, cellular component: synapse; plasma membrane. Gene Ontology annotation, molecular function: zinc ion binding. Bases 302 to 2692 code for a protein of 796 amino acids. The record is from RefSeq and is a predicted model, not a curated record. The transcript has 20 exons.
CUCAUUGUUCUAUCUGUGCCACCACCGUAAUUCUGAGUCGUAGGCUAUGAAACAGGAAACGCACUGGAUAUGGUACAGUGUUUGUAUAAUAUAAAUCGUUUUGCAUUGCUCGGACAGCAAUAACGAACGAAUGCGGACAGACAGGUGAGACUGAGUGCAGCGAUGAUUCACGAAGGAAAUAUCCUGACUACUUAUAUCCUCUUCAUCUGAUGUUGAUGCUAUAAACGUCACUGGCGUGAUUUUCAAACUGGGGAAGCAGCAGUUAAUGCUUCACUUUGUUUAAUAUUCAGGCAGCGACAGAAUGAUAGAAGAACGCAGUAAACGAGGCACGGCCAUGGUGGAGAGGAGACAACUCUUCAUGGAGAUGAGGGGACAAAACUUUGACGUCAUCAGACUGUCAACCUAUAGGACGGCCUGCAAGCUAAGAUUCGUGCAGAAAAGAUGCAACCUGCACCUGGUGGAUGUGUGGAACAUGAUCGAGGCGUUCCGUGACAGCGGUUUGAACACACUGGACCACAACGCAGAGAUUAACGUGUCUAGACUGGAGACCAUCUUGUCCUCCAUCUACUACCAGCUCAACAAGCGUCUUCCCACCGUGCACCAGAUCAACGUAGAGCAGUCCAUCAGUCUGCUCCUCAACUUCAUGGUGGCUACAUAUGACAGUGAAGGCCACGGGAAGCUGAGCAUUUUCUCGAUGAAGGCAAUGUUGACGACUAUGUGUGGAGGGAAAAUAGUGGACAAACUACGUUGUAUCUUCUCCCAGAUCUCUGACUCUAAUGGUGUGAUGGCCUUUGCUAAGUUUGACCAGUUUCUUCGUGAAGUUCUGAAGCUGCCCACAGCUGUGUUCGAGGGCCCGUCGUUUGGAUACACAGAACACGCCGUACGGACAUGCUUCCCUCAGCAGAAGAAGAUCUUGCUGAACACGUUUUUGGACAUUUUGAUGGCAGACCCCCCCCCCCAGUGUCUCGUGUGGCUACCUCUCAUGCACCGACUCGCUAAUGUUGAAAAUGCCUUCCAUCCCGUGGAAUGUUCUUAUUGCCGGAGUGAAAGUAUGAUGGGGUUCCGUUACCGGUGCCAACAGUGCCAUGGCUACCAACUCUGUCAAAGCUGCUUUUGGCGUGGCCAUGCCAAUGGUCCCCAUAGCAACCAGCAUCAGAUGAAGGAGCACUCCUCUUGGAAGUCUCCAGCUAAAAAGCUAAGUCACGCCAUCAGUAAGUCUCUGGGCUGCGUCCCCAUUGGGGAGCUACCUCAUCCAGUGUUCCCUGAGCAGUUAGAGAAACCCCAGGACAGCGUGCCACACACUGUUCAGCCGAAGCCAGUAGCCAACAACAUGAACAACCCAAUGUUCAUGUCCUCUGGUGUACCUACUCCUACUCAAAGUGUCUUAGAGAGUCCCAGCAGGCUAGAAGAGGAGCAUCGUCUCAUUGCUCGCUAUGCAGCGCGCCUUGCAGCAGAGGCAGGCAACUCCACACUGAGUUGCUCCACACAAUGUCCUCCAACCGAUCUGAGUUUCAACUUCGAUGCCAACAAACAACAGAGGCAGCUAAUAGCAGAACUAGAAAACAAAAACAGAGAGAUCCUCCAGGAGAUCCAGAGGUUACGUCUGGAGCAUGAGCAGGCCUCCCAGCCCACCCCAGAGAAGGCCCAGCAAAACCCCACACUGCUGGCUGAACUCAGGCUCCUUAGGCACAGGAAGGAUGAGCUGGAGAGGCGCAUGUCAGCCCUACAGGAGAGCAGACGGGAACUGAUGGUCCAGCUAGAGGGACUGAUGAGGUUACUGAAGGCCCAGACAGGAGGCUCAACCCACUCCUCCCCCAGCCACGGGGCAGUCUGCUCCAUGCCCAUGCCGAUCCGCUCCACCUCAGCUGGGUCCACCCCCACCCACACACCCCAGGACUGCCUGGCCGGGUUGGGGGGCGACGUGCUGGAGGCCUUCGCUCAGGGUGUACCUAGAAAUCUUCGUAAUGAUCUGUUGGUCGCUGCAGAUUCAAUCACAAACACCAUGUCAUCACUUGUCAAAGAACUCCACUCAGUAGAUGAUGCUGCAGAGGAAGAGGACAACCAGAUGAGGAACGGAGGCCUAGGGGACAGGCGUGAGGAGGACAACCAGAUGAGGAACGGAGGCCUAGGGGACAGGCGUGAGGAGGACAACCAGAUGAGGAACGGAGGCCUAGGGGACAGGCGUGAGGAGGACAACCAGAUGAGGAACGGAGGCCCAAGGGACAGGGCAGAGGAUGAGGACAACCAGAUGAGGAACGGAGGCCCAAGGGACAGGGCAGAGGAUGAGGACAACCAGAUGAGGAACGGAGGCCCAAGGGACAGGGCAGAGGAUGAGGACAACCAGAUGAGGAACGGAGGCCCAAGGAACAGGGCAGAGGAUGAGGACAACCAGGUGAGGAAUGGAGGCCUAAGGCACAGGGCAGAGGAUGAGGACAACCAGGUGAGGAACAGAGGCCUAAGGGACAGGCCAGAGGAUGAGGACAACCAGGUGAGGAACAGAGGCCUAAGGGACAGGGCAGAGGAUGAGGACAACCAGGUGAGGAACGAAAGCCUAAGGCACAGGGCAGAGGAUGAGUACAACCAGGUGAGGAACAGAGGCCUAUGGGACAGGGCAGAGGAUGAGGACAAUCAGGUGAGGAAUGGAGGCUUAAGGGAUAGGAGGGGAAGCCUUGGCUCACUAUUAUCUUAUUAACACCGUUUUUUUCCUGUAUCAAGCUGUUUGGGAUUUUAAUUAGUAAUUUCUUAGAAACAACAUUCUAGAAUUCUAAUUGUUUGGACACACCUACCCAUUCAAGGGGUUUUCUUUAAUUUAUAUAUAAACUACAAAAUAACACACAUGCAAUCAUGUAGUAACCAGAAAAGUGUUAAACAAAUCAAAAUAUAUUUUUUAUUCUAUUUCAAAGUAGCCACCCUUUGCCUUGAUGACAGCUUUGCACACACUUGGCAUUCUCUCAACCAGCUUCACCUGGAAUGCUUUUCCAACAGUCUUGAAGGAGUUCCCAAAUAUGCUGAGCACUUGUUGGCUGCUUCACUCUGCGGUCCAACUCAUCCCAAACCAUCUCAAUUGGGUUGAGGUCAGGUGAUUGUGGAUGCUAGGACAUCUGAUGCAACACCAUCAGUCUCCUUCUUGGUCAAAUAGCCCUUACACAGCCUGGAGUUGUGUUUGGUCAUUGUUGGGUCACCAUUGUUGGGUCACUAUGAAUGAUAGUCCCACUAAGCGCAAACCAGAUGGGAUGUCAUAUCGCUGCAGGAUGCUGUGGUAGCCAUGCAAGUUAAGUGUGCCUUGAAUUCUAAAUAAAUCACUGACAGUGUCACCAGCAAAGCACCCCACACCAUCACACCUCCUCCUCCUUGCUUCACGGUGGGAACCACACAUGCAGAGAUAAUCCGUUCACCUACUCUGCAUCUCACAAAGACACAGCGGUUCGAACCAAAAACUUCAAAUAUGGACUCGAUAGAUUUCUACCUGUCUAAUGUCCAUUGCUCGUGUUUCUUGGCUCAAGCAAUUCUCUUAUUAUUAUUGGUGUCCUUUAGUAGCGGUUUCUUUGCAGACAUUUGACCAUGAAGGCCUGAUUUACUCAGUCUCCUCUGUUGAUGUUGAGAUGUGUCUGUUACUUGAACUCUGAAGCAUUUAUUUGGCCUGCACUUUCUGAGGCUGAUAACUCUAAUGAACUUAUCCUCUGCAGCAGCGGUAACUCUGGGUCUUCCUUUCCUCUGGCGUUGCUCAUGAGAGCCAGCUUCAUCAUAGCGCUUGAUGGUUAUCGACUGCCCUUGAAAAACUUUAAAAGUUGUGGAAAUUUUCCACAUUGACUGACCUUCAUGUCUUAAAAUAAUGAUGGACUGUUGUUUCUCUAUGCUUAUUUUAGCUGUUCUCAUAAUAUGGACUUGGUCUUAUACCAAAUAGGGCUAUCUUCUGUAUACCACCCUUACCUUGUCACAACACAACAACUGAUUGGCUCAAACCCAUUAAGAAGGAAAGAAAUUCCACCAAUUAACUUUUCUCAAGGCACACCUGUUAAUUGAAAUGCAUUCCAGGUGACUACCUCAUGAAUCUGGUUGAGAGAAUGCGAAGAGAGUGUAUCAAGGCAAGGGGUGGCUACUUUGAAGAAUCUCAAAUGUAAAACAUAUUUUGAUUUAACACUUUUUUGGUUACUACAUGAUUCCAUAUGUGUUAUUUCAUUAUUCUACGUGUAGAAAAUAGUCAAAAUGUAAGGGGAAAACCCUUGAAAGAGUAGGUGUGUCCACACUUUUGACUGGUACUGAGUAUUAGACUUUUAUGUUACUGCAAAUAAAAUAACAUUUUUCACUUUUUCAAGACGAUGCAGAAUGAAAAGAAAAGUAUGAAUAUUCCUAUACUUUUAAUAUUGUUUGUAUAUCAUCGCAUAGUCAUUAAUGAGUCAUUCACAAUGUAAAUCAACAAAUCUCUCAAUGACCUAUAAACAUAAUAGGAACAGGAACUUUUUCAGUCCCACUUGUUCAUCAAAAUCCCAAAUCCUUAAUCUGUGAAUAUUUAUAGUUAUGUUGUGCCCCAGUCGAAAACCUCCCCAUCUGUCU